AUGAAUACGUUUCGUGGCAUUCGCUUGGAGAUACCUUACACUCCGUACUGCUUGUUUAUGAAAAGUCAGAAAGCUAAAUGUGACAGUAACAUAAUGUAUGGACUGUGCUUUCGGCCUGCUGCUGAAAAGACCCAUCUCGCGUUUACCAAACGGCAAAGGCGGCAGUCAAAGGGAUGCGUCACGUUAUGA
Molecule: messenger RNA, 189 nt
Organism: Aspergillus luchuensis
Lineage: Eukaryota; Fungi; Ascomycota; Eurotiomycetes; Eurotiales; Aspergillaceae
Exons: 3
Coding region: 1-189 (62 amino acids)
Source: RefSeq, a predicted model, not a curated record